Molecule: messenger RNA, 4373 nt
Organism: Chionomys nivalis (European snow vole)
Lineage: Eukaryota; Metazoa; Chordata; Mammalia; Rodentia; Cricetidae
Gene: Brf1
Product: BRF1 RNA polymerase III transcription initiation factor subunit
Exons: 18
Coding region: 346-2376 (676 amino acids)
Biological process (GO): transcription by RNA polymerase III; DNA-templated transcription initiation; transcription preinitiation complex assembly
Cellular component (GO): transcription preinitiation complex; transcription factor TFIIIB complex; nucleus
Molecular function (GO): RNA polymerase III type 3 promoter sequence-specific DNA binding; RNA polymerase III general transcription initiation factor activity; TBP-class protein binding
Source: RefSeq, a predicted model, not a curated record
CCUCGCCGAACCGCAAGUCCCCUCUGCCGGCUGGUAGUCCGCCAGGCCUGUAAGGGCUCCCGACUUGGACUUUCCCUCCAGGCGGACCGUGAGGUUGGCGGUUCGGUCCCACUGUCCCGACGCGUUCCGAGUCCCUUUCUUGGUCUCGCGGCUCAGCCGUUGGAGGCGGCGAGGCUGAGACGCGCGUGGCGAAUCUGCCACGACUAAUCGGCGGGCGUGGCGCCGGCGACCUCGCGAGAGUGCGGCUCAGACGGAGGCGGUGCGACGGGGCUUGCGGGCUAAGGGCCGCGGGCCGAGAGCGGGCAGCGGAGCGGCGGGGGGCCGGUAGGGCCCCGCGGCUCCACCAUGACGGGCCGCGUAUGCCGCGGUUGCGGCGGCACGGAUAUCGAGUUUGACGCGGCGCGCGGCGAUGCUGUGUGCACGGGCUGCGGCUCGGUGCUCGAGGACAACAUCAUCGUGUCCGAGGUGCAGUUCGUGGAGAACAGUGGCGGCGGCUCGUCGGCGGUCGGCCAGUUCGUGUCGCUGGACGGUGCUGGCAAAACCCCAAGCCUAGGUGGUGGCUUCCAUGUGAACUUGGGAAAGGAGUCAAGAGCACAGACCCUACAGAAUGGACGGCGCCACAUCCACCACUUGGGGAGCCAACUGCAGCUGAACCAGCACUGCCUGGACACAGCCUUCAACUUCUUCAAGAUGGCUGUAAGCAAGCAUCUGACCCGAGGACGGAAAAUGGCCCAUGUGAUUGCUGCCUGCCUCUACUUGGUUUGCCGAACUGAAGGCACACCUCACAUGCUCCUUGACCUCAGCGACCUGCUCCAGGUGAAUGUGUACGUGCUGGGGAAGACGUUCCUGCUCUUGGCGAGGGAGCUCUGCAUCAACGCACCGGCUAUAGACCCAUGCUUGUACAUUCCACGUUUUGCUCAUCUACUGGAAUUUGGGGAGAAAAACCAUGAAGUAUCCAUGACAGCCCUGAGGCUUCUGCAGAGAAUGAAGAGGGAUUGGAUGCACACAGGGCGGCGACCCUCUGGCCUCUGUGGAGCAGCACUUUUGGUUGCAGCCAGAAUGCAUGACUUCCGGAGAACCGUCAAAGAAGUCAUCAGUGUGGUCAAAGUGUGUGAGUCUACACUACGGAAGAGACUCACAGAAUUUGAAGACACUCCAACCAGUCAGCUCACCAUUGAUGAGUUUAUGAAGAUUGACCUGGAAGAGGAAUGUGACCCUCCUUCGUACACAGCUGGACAGAGGAAGCUGCGCAUGAAGCAGCUGGAACAGGUCCUGUCGAAAAAGCUAGAAGAAGUCGAAGGUGAAAUAUCCAGUUACCAGGAUGCUAUUGAAAUUGAGCUAGAAAACAGCCGGCCAAAGGCAAAAGGGGCUCUUGCCAACUUGUCAAAGGAUGGCUCCGGUGAGGACGCCACAUCCAGCCCAUUCUGUGAGGAAGACACGGAGGAUGAAGAGCUGGAGGCUGCUGCCAGCCACAUGAACAAGGACUUUUAUCGAGAGCUCAUGGGGGAUGAUGACAGCUCGGAAGCAGCACAAGGCCCUGAUGGGGGCAGCAGGCCCCUCGCCCUGGAGUCCUUACUUGGCCCAUUGCCCACAGCAGCCAGCCUGGGCAUCUCCGAUUCCAUCCGAGAGUGCAUCUCCUCCCCAAGUGGCGACCCCAAAGACACUUCAGGAGACGGGGAGCUGGACCUCAGUGGCAUCGAUGACCUUGAAAUUGACAGAUACAUCUUGAACGAGUCAGAAGCCCGGGUAAAAGCUGAGUUGUGGAUGCGUGAGAAUGCUGAGUACCUGCGGGAGCAGAGGGAGAAAGAAGCAAGAAUAGCAAAGGAAAAGGAGCUUGGUAUCUAUAAGGAGCACAAGCCCAAGAAGUCUUGCAAACGCCGGGAGCCAAUCCUGGCCAGCACAGCUGGGGAGGCUAUUGAAAAGAUGCUGGAACAGAAGAAGAUCUCCAGCAAGAUCAACUACAGUGUGUUGCGGGACCUUAACAGCAAGGGUGGGGGCAGCCCAUCCAGAGAGGACUCACAGCCCCCAGAGCGUGCCAGCACCAAGAAGUUGUCACGAAGGAAAAGAACAGCUAGCAGGAGUAGUGCUGACCCUGGGACAAGCAUGGGGAAGAGGUUGAGGCCUCUGGUGUCUACACAGCCAGCUAAGAAGGCAGCUGUGGGAGAGGCCUUGCUUUUAAGUUCCCCUGCCCUGGGAACUGAACCAAUCAAGCCAUCAGCUGUCUUGGUGGAGAGUGGCCCUGUGUCCUACCAUCCUGACGAGGAUGCAGAUGAGGAGGACGCUGAAGAAGAGGAUGGAGAGCCUUGCGUCAGUGCUCUGCAGAUGAUGGGUGGCAAUGAUUACGGCUGUGAUGGUGACGAGGAUGAUGGCUACUAAGUAGAACUCAAGGCAGCAUCCUGGUGCUGGACUCUCAAGUGUAUCUGUGGGGGUCAGAUGGGCCCUGGGGCACGGCUCACAGGCAUGAUUUCUGGACUCAACCAGUCAAGCACUGCCCCACUUGAUUUGAAGCUCUCUUUCCAUGGCCACAUUGGGGGCCCCAUCAUACUGUUGGGAAUCAUGUUUUGAGCAAUGUAAGGAAUAUUUUUGCCGAACAAGGGAAACCAGCUGUGUGUUUAUGUGUAAUGAAACAUGGUCAGAGAACAGCCUGGUCAUGCUUUUACCCUACUAGUCAGUGAUUCUCUAGAAAUCCUCAGGCAGGCUCUGUGUGUUCCUGUCAUAAGGAGAUCAAAACACAAAGGGGCUUUAUUUAGGAACUAGAACCUUGGUCUUAGCUUGCUGCCCGCCCUUCACACCCUGGACAGAUAAGUGUUGGGCAGAAGAUGUGUGGCAGUUACUGCUGUAUGGUUAGCAGCCAUAGUCUGGAGCCCCUGCCUUUUACUGCAGCCGCAGCUUCCUGUGGAGGCGGACAUGAGCUCUGCCAUCUCUGAUGUCCGUUCACUGUCUGGAGCCACCAGGAGCAUUACAGGCCUCAGCCUUUCGCAUAGGGACUCAUCAAGCUCAUCAGCAGCGCUCAGAAAGUGGAAACCUGGAGACCAUAUGCAUUUGCUAAUGUCCAGCACAACCUAUGUGGAGUUCUGUCAAGAAGGCCUGCAAGCUGUUUCCUCACGAGAAGGCUCAGGACUAUCCUCAGUGCACUUAACUCUGGUCUCCCUUUCCUAGAUGCAGCCCUGGAUGUGAGUCCCUGUGCAGAGUACUGGUCUCUGUUUCAAAUCAAGAGGUGGGGACCAGGCUUGAGAUGAUGACGUGUGGGGAUGCUGCUGCUGAAAGUAGAUGGGUGGGACAGAUAUGGAGUGGUUUUGGUGAGAAGAUCGCAAAAUACUUUUGGAUUUUGGAGUAUGGAAUUAUGGAAUCAAGGAUCCUUCCUAGGGUGGGGGCCAGCUUCACAGGAUGAGGUCCGAACCAUGGUAGGGAGCCAUGACACUGGUCCAGAGUAUUUUUAGGGUGCUUGUAUACUUAAAUGUGACAGGAUUUACCUAUGGCAUGGAGAGAGUUCAGGGAUGAGGGGUGGCUGGUAAGGACUGCAGGAAUAGGGCUGGAGAGUGGCUCAGAGGUUAAGAGCACUGGCUGCUCUUCCAGAGGUCCUGAGUUCAAUUCCAGCAACCACAUGGUGGCUCACAGCCAUCUAUAAUGAGGUCAGGUGCCUUCUCCUGGUGUGCAGGCAUACAUGGAGGCAGAAUGUUGUAUACAUAAUAAAUCUUAAAAAAAAAAAAGAAGAACUUCAGGAAUAGAAACAAGUACCCUGGAACAGGAGCUGAGGCCUCUCCCCAGCUGUGCCUUUUUUCUUGUGAGACAGCAAGAAGGGUGUUGUCAAGGCUGGACAAUGGGCAAGAGCCAGGAAGGAGUAAUUGAGUCCCACACUACUAAGGAGAGGGUUGAAGAAAGUCAGGACAGAGGGAGGGGGACAGUGAGAACUGUCUCUAGAAGAUGGGUGACUAACAUAGUGGGAGGUCCUGAAAUGGUGAGACCCAGGUACUGAGGAGUAGGUCCCAGUAGGGAGCAUCCGUGAAGUGGGCAAGGGUACCUCUGGGCUGCGGCCACAGCCUUGUGUGAGCUGCUACCAGCAUUAGUUAAGGCUCAAGGAGGCAUUGGGUCUGUAUGACCCUGUUCCGCAUACACUUGGUCCAUUUCUCUGCCCUUUUCUGACUUGAGAUUACCACAUUAUCUCUUUGCCUCGGAUCUUCCCAGAAUGCAGAGCAGUGCCUUAGGCAGUCUUCUGGGACAGGACCAGGCCUCACCACAUUGAACCUUAGAAGAGGGAGUCCAUUGGGUUCUAGACUGCAUUCUAGACUGGGAUCUUGUCUGGUCUACACAUUUGAGUGCUGAUUAGACAGGAAGUCCUACUUUCUCUGCCUCUUUUAUCCUCUCCUACUGCC